UGAAGCUCCUAUAGGUGUGAUGGUGAGGGGUCCUCAAGCUUUGGGUGCUCUAAUGUACUGUAUGGUGUGUUUUCUCUCCUUUGUUGUCCUUAUUAAGUUCUGGACAUCCCUCGGACCCCCAUCUCUUUAUGAGGGGCUUUCUCCACCUUGUGUCUAGAUGUUUUAUUUCUUUGGCCUUUGUCUCCCCUUCUCGGAUUUGUCCCCAUGGAUGUUACACUCACGUAUGUCACGCUGUGUGUCCUGUGCGCUGAAAUGAAAUGACACAAAUGGGACCCUCUGUCGGCGUAAAUUUAAAAAUGGUAAGGACGCUUCUGUGAAAGGAUCAAGAAAAGAAGAAGAUGAAGAAGAUGAACUCUAAAACGAGACCACGUGGGCAUCGGAGGUCACCUGCAAAACAGGAGCUCAGGUGGGUUAGCUGGCAGGAGAGUGGAGGGCAUCAGUGGGGUCUAUCCUGGGACCCUCCGUUCCUGCUUCAGAUUUAUAUGAAUGGCAUUAACUCUGGAACUCUCAGAUGGCACUCCAGUUGGUGGGAUGGCAGACCCCGAGGGGUCUCCCAUAUAAAAUGUGCUGCUUAUCCUCAUAAACGUGCAAAGCCUCAGGAAGUCGGGAUUUAGAAAGACAAAGCUGGCGUGAAAAUUGUGCUUGAAGGAACAGAAAGUUGCGGACCACCCGGGAGACCCACGCACACUCGUUGGUGUUGGCAGGCUAGCGCCUCCAUGUGGCAGGACAGUGAAGUGAACAGAAAAUGUCACGAAUGUCAGUAACCCGUCGGUCACCCUCUCCUCUCCUCCGCCCAUCCAUUGUGGAAGCUCGGGUUGUUUUUGCUUUUUCUAACAAUUGAACCCUGGUCAUGUGAUUUCUGCCUGGUGGUCUCCAGGAUGGCGCAAGGGCGUCCAGAUCAGUCAACGACUGUCAUGAAAAGGGACACCAAGGACACGUUAACAAAAUGGAGUCACUCGAUACGAGAGCCCCCUGCAGACCGCAGCGCCCACAGCUGGCAUUACAAAGCCAAGAGGGGGUCCCGGACCUUCAGGAAGACGGAGAGGCGCAUGGACUUCGUUUACUAAUAAAGGUAAAGACCACUGAUGAGAUACGAAACCUCACCAGUCGUCAAACUGAAUAGUCAAUAGGGGGUCCUAGAUUUGUAAAUGUCACUCUGAAGGGCGUGCGGUGAGCAGGUUGGGCUCUGAACCCGAGGGUCCUGUGAUUCUUCAUUUCUAAGCUCAUUUUUCCAGAAGUGCACUUGGCUUUAAGUUUCUGUUCCUCGUCACCUCUGACCCUCGGCACAGAGAAGUCAGCACUGAGCCCCCCGCCUCCCCACCGCUCACCAGCUGCAGUUUCCUUCUUUUCUCGCUUUGUGGUGGUGACGUCGGCCGAAGAGCAGAAAGUCGCUGACAGCGACAAGUGGAAGACGCAGUCUGAAGCCGUCCGCCAGGAAAGCUCACGAUCGGGGGGUCCUGCCAGCUGUGAGGAUGUGCCCGGUGGUGCCACCCGUCUUCUGCCUCCUGCUGUUCCUCGGGGCAGGUGAAGUCCUCUCAUCUUCAGAGGUGGCGGUCACUGCUACAGCUGGUCACAAUGUCACUCUGCCCUGCCGGUACUCGUCCUUCAGAUCUGAAGUUCAUUUCUUUUGCUGGGGACGCAGUGAAUGUCCAGGACGUGGUCAGUGUGGAUCCAAUGAGAUUUAUAAGUGGGAUGGCCGAGUGCACAGAAUGUCAGACAAAUACCAGCUGACUGGUGACAUCCAGCGAGGAGAUCUGUCACUCACUGUGGUCAACGUCACGAUGGAAGACAGUGGGCCAUACUGCUGCCGCAUUGAGAUCUUAGGACUAUUUAACGAUGUGAAGAACUCCAUGUGGCUCACGGUGACUGAAGAGUGUUCUGAGGGACCAACUACGACGCCCAGGGGACAUGCCACCUCUGAGAGCCCAAGUGCGAGUGGCACGGGUCUUCACUCCACAGACACCACCACAGUUCCCAGUCCAGUGGAGCACCAAACUGAGUCCAAUUCAGCGGCCGGCCACUUCUCAGAUGGGGACAGACAGCCCAUCCAUGUGCCCGUCAUCAUGGUCACCUCGCUGCUCCUCCUGCUGAUUGUGCUCAUUUCGUUCCUCAUUUAUAAGCGCGCUGGCCAUCAGAAACUGAAGACGGGCUCAGCGCAGCAGGCCUGCACCCUUCAAGAGCGAGUCGGCGUGGAGGAGAACAUUUACAACGUCAAAGAGCCUUAACACGAGUGAGUCGUGCCCAUAACGGCGAGGGCCAGCGGCUGGGGGCUCCACCUCGUGAGUUUGUCCUCUGAGGCUUCCAUCGACACGGGCAUGAAGAGGACGGGCAGAUGGGAUUUGGGUUUUUACUGAUGUUGUGUUUUCCUGUUCAUUUUGUGACGGACCACCGAGGCUUCGUCGGCUUUCUACUCUCAGCUUUCACCCCCCGGCAUCUUCAGCUGCAGGUCACCAGGUCCACCUUAAGACAAUUCAAGAAUGAAGUCCUGCCAGUCCUGUCUGUGUGCCACAGGGUGGCCCUGAAUUGAUGCCAUCAACCCUGCUGUUAAUCCUGACAUUUCUGCUCUGGCAAAGUGAGAACUGCAAAGCGUCACAAAGAGGCCGAGUGACACUCAGUCCAGGAAAGAAACUCUGAGUGGACAACGACCCACCAGCAUGGCACAAACGCAGGGACGACCCUGGAUGGGUGCCACUCAGUCAAAGGGCACAGCCUGCUGCUGUCACCACCUUAUUAACACGGCCUUUGAGUGAGGGAGAUGGGGGACACAGUGACAUUGGAGGACAUGCCAACCCCACACAGAGACCGUCAUUAGGGGGUCCUGGAGCUGGGGGGCAGUGGUGCCAAGUACUGGGACACCUGAACAGAGAGACCGGCCUUCACGGUCCAUGCUGCGUAGAUAGCAAGGCAUCUCUCAUUGUGUUAAGUGUUAAGUGUGACCGAUGUCCGGUCCACACUGGUGUAAUCUGGGGGGUCCGCUCCUUGAAGUGUAACACGGAAGUGAACUCAUGCAGA
Polypterus senegalus (gray bichir) is the source of this 3012-nucleotide messenger RNA. RefSeq names its product hepatitis A virus cellular receptor 2 homolog. The transcript has 7 exons. Bases 1473 to 2225 code for a protein of 250 amino acids. Lineage: Eukaryota; Metazoa; Chordata; Cladistia; Polypteriformes; Polypteridae. The record is from RefSeq and is a predicted model, not a curated record.